Molecule: messenger RNA, 1406 nt
Organism: Rubroshorea leprosula
Lineage: Eukaryota; Viridiplantae; Streptophyta; Magnoliopsida; Malvales; Dipterocarpaceae
Source: the annotation of a GenBank genome assembly
AUUGGCUUUUGGAAGAAAAAUCCGGUUAAAGACACAUCUAUAUAUUUUAUAAUCAAUAUGUCUUCCUGGCCUGACCGCUCGAGUUCUCUGGAGUCUGUGGCAGCCUGUCUCGGGUGAGUUCAGAGCUGACUUAAUUGCUUAAACGAAUUUCCCAUCACGUCUAGUCACCCCGAUAUAAAACAUUUCCAUUAGAUAUUUUAGUUACCCCUGCUUCGCCUCUAGGAGAACGGAAACUCCUGUCGGGAUUCUCCUUGUCUUGCUGAAGACUUUGAGUGCUCAAAGACAAGCUCGAUUGGAAUUAGGCUUUAAAUAACCCUCUAGGUUACCUUAACUGAACCCAAUCCCAUCCUUCUCGUUCGAUCCGUGCUAUUAACGAAUUACCACUGAUUCUGUGCUUUCGAUUCACAAUAAGUGGUUGAGAUCAUCUAGCCUUCCUCUGGAGCAGGAGAAGUGGAUUCUAAUACUUCAAAGUCUUAAGUCAAUCCGGAUUGACUAGAUUUCCUUCAAUCAAGGCUUACUUCAUUAGCUAUAGGUCCUAGAUUGAGCUCCCUUGAAAGAUGGUGCAGCCUAAUAUAGGUUGAUUAUAGGUUGAUCCCUACUUAACCCUAAAAAAGAAGGAGUCGGUCUUAUUCGCUCCCAAAAGAGUUCUGGCUUAUAGGCGAGGAGGGACAUCCUACUUCAUUUCUAAUCUAAAUAGCCCACGUUCACGCGAAAAGCAGAAGACAAAGAAGACUUUCGUUAAAGACGAGCUAUUCUUUAUCCCGGGAUCAGAAUCAUAAGGAAAGGCCAGGCACCCAGGCUACUUUACUACGCUAUUCUUCCCAUCUUCCAAGUAAGCCAGGUUUGAACGCCUUUGGAUGCAUUCCCGGUAAGGGAGUAAGGAAAGGCGCUAAAGCCCUCAUCUCUAUCUCUCCCCACCAAAAACAUGGUCACACCAUGGGCACCAAGAGAAAGCGAACCCUCGGUCAAUCGAACCGCGGCUAACCAUGUCGGAUCCAUUUAUGGAACUAAAAAAGCAUUGACCUUUCGCCCCGGGUGUGGGAGUGGGAUCGAUCCCAUCUACCCUUCCUCCAACAGUGGUUAUGCCGAUUCUUGCAAAAUCAAUUAUCUGCCCUACUUUCUUUCCCCCUUCUUGCUUAACUCUCCCUUCUCUAAAAGAAAAGAUAAGAAAGGAAAGCCUCUCCAGGCCAAUAAAAGUACUUAAAUAGCCUACCGAUUCAGAGCUAAUAGGAGGCUUUCACUCGGAGUUCUUUCUUAAACAGUAAGAUCGGUGCGGUGCCUUGAGGCGGUGAAAGUAAUGCUAUUUGAAUUUCCAUAGAUUCGGCUUAGUUCAAAUAACCCUAGUUUGAUCUUCUUCCAUAUAAGAGAAUCUCUCUUUGCUUUGUGAUUAAAUCGAUUGCUGACAG